Cydia strobilella is the source of this 2166-nucleotide messenger RNA. RefSeq lists its product as uncharacterized. The coding region runs from base 509 to 1375 and encodes 288 amino acids. The record is from RefSeq and is a predicted model, not a curated record. The transcript has 7 exons. NCBI's taxonomy places the organism in Eukaryota, Metazoa, Arthropoda, Insecta, Lepidoptera, Tortricidae.
AGAUGCGUAUAGGUAUACCUUCCAAGUAUGUUACCUAUUAAGAGGUGUAGCAGGAAAAGGAACGCCGCUAACCCAGUGGCCAACUGAGAGGUGACAUCGAACGAUUACGCCCGCCGAGCCUCCAUUCCGUACCGGUAUCUGCGCUAACGCACACCGCGACCAGACCACGCGCUCGCGCACUUAUACCACCCGGGCUAUAGGUACGAUGCUUGCACCCAGGGGUGAGCUCUAUUGUCUUUCAAAACGAAACGCAAUGGACGCGUGCUGCAUCUCAAUCAGUGUAGAGAGUUUUGGCGGUAUGUGAAUACAAAGUCGUUGUCGAUAACGCAUCGGACGGACAAAUUACUGAAGCAAGGACUAUUGGCUGAUGAAGACGUCAGUCAGACAAUUGAAGUGUUUGUGUAUUUGUGGAUGACCCGGCUGUGAUAUCCGUACAUUUUGUGCCCAAGUGAGCUAAGGAUCUGCAAUUAAAUGAAUCUAUAAACCUGUUGAUAUAACGGGUUUCGCAAUGGACUCAACGAUACCACGCGUCAUUCUCAGCAUAGUUCUGGCCGCAUUGCUACCAAUGGCGUCUCCUCACGAAGGCCAGGCCAAGGAGAACAUCCCCCACUCCCGGCAGAAGAGGAUACUCUGGAUCACCAACGAUGGCCGGCUGGCAUUGCCUCCUGGCACGACCAUGACGAUAACGCCUUCUUUGUCGAUGCCGUUUGUAAGGCAUCCGCCGAAGGGGUUUUUGUCUAACGUCUCAAUUAAUUUUCCUUUUACAAGUACACUAAAGUACGAGGUGGAGUUUAAGAUUGAUUUCGACAAAUUGGGUCUCACGGACAACGAGAAUCCCUACGGCACGCUGCCGCCGGUCCUAGCUCGGUCCAUGGGGAGCGCUGCAGCAUCAAUGAUGGCGCAAUAUGUGGGGCAGUACUUGGAGAAGAGAAGGGGGAAAAGAGCAGCAGAUGUGCCUCCGGAGGUGGAGACGGUGAUAUUAGACCGAUUGCAUGGAGGAGAGAGAGCCAUAAUGUACAGCAUCGCAGAGGACAUGUUCACGAACUUUGGAAUGGAAGGCCGGGAGUGCCUCCUGCGCGCCAUCUGCGAGAUCCACGCGCACCCUCUCACCAACUUCGGCUUCCUCGGAGAAGUCAUGAAGCUAUUCUUUACGCCAAGCAAAUCCCCGUAUGCAACUCUGCUAUCAGAGUAUGUAGAAGCCCAGAAAGCAGGUGAAAAGGGCGGCGAAUGUUGGCCAUACUACCGGCUCUGCCCUCGGAGUAUCUUUCAACCCUCACCCAACAAAUACUCGAAAAACGCAGAGGAUCUACACAGGCGGCAAGAACACGACAAUAUAGACAACAAUGUUGAUAUAGACGGAAUACGAGCGAUGUAGUGAACGGGCGAAACCAGGAUCGGAUCUAGACAAAAGUUUUAUCUAGGCAGUGGUUCAUUGUAAAACCAAUCAUCGGAUUUUAUUGGAGAUUUAUGAAAGAUUUUGCGAUAAACCUUUUGACCAAAGUACCAGUACCAUGUAAAGUACUACUUAUGCGUGGAACUUAGAUAAAGAAGAAAGGAAUCGAAAAGAUUAGCAUAAUAGUCCAAAGAGGUGUGAGAUAUGGUGCUCACCUAAUCUCAUAUUUUAAAAUUUUUAUACCAAGGCUACAGCAUAUAUGAUGGUAUCUGUGAUGCCUCCCUUAGAAAAAUUACUCCGCUAGGUUCUAGAUCCGGUCUUGGAUAAAGUGCCAGUAAAUUGUCCCAAAAUUAGUGUAGUCUCCGACCAAAGUUGAUCGUAAUUAGUCUAAAUUAUUUAUUCAUUAGUGCCAUUCCGUGAUGCAUUUAUCUCGACACUCUUUACAGUUUUGUCGACCGUUUUGAUAUUACAUAUAUCUUCAUGUAACUAUGAAUCUCUAAAUGAUCUUUAUAAACCUAGGUGCUUAUCAAUUUGUGUUUUAAUAUCACACAAGUUCGUGCUAUCUUUGUAUUGUAAAACUGAAGCUCUUAAUGAAUGAGGUUUUGAAUUUCAAUCUAUCUUUGUGUUAAGUAUGUUUUAGUAUUCAAAUGUGUUACUGUUGAAUUUUAAGUAAGAAUGUCAAGUCCUACGUAGCUAGUGAUUUUUGUAAAUUGAAUAUGUUUAAGUCAUUAAAUAAAAAUAAGAGUAUAAUAAAUGUUAUUAGUAAAUUUUUA